Messenger RNA from Phytophthora sojae, 519 nucleotides. RefSeq lists its product as hypothetical. Lineage: Eukaryota; Oomycota; Peronosporomycetes; Peronosporales; Peronosporaceae. The annotation marks the transcript as partial. The transcript has 2 exons. The record is from RefSeq and is a predicted model, not a curated record.
GAAGCAUGUCUGCGCCAGGCAACCGUGUGGGCGGAUCUGAACCACCCGCAUGUGGCCAAGAUGCUCGGAGCGUGUCACAUUGGCAAAGAGCCAUUUGUCGUGCAUGAACCCGCGGAGCCCUUGGUUUCGAACCGUGCAAAUGCGCAGUCGUGGGAGCCAUUGCUCGGUUGGGCCCUUGGACUUCAGUACCUGCACGAACGAGAGCUCGGAUACAAGAACUUCGAUGACAGCAGACUCCUAGCUCGCCACCAAGUCACGUCCAGUGGUGUGCUGAGUGGAUUGGGACUGGUCCCCGUCAAAAGGAAGACGUCGGCCUCUGUGCCCAACGACAUUUUCGCAUUUGGAUUGGCCAUUUACAACACUCGUCAAUGGGUGUCCAUGUUCGGGGAUGAGAAGGUGCCCGUGUUGCCACAGAAGCGUCCGCAGUUCUUGAGCGAGCGUGAAUGGGACUUGGUCGAACGGAUGUGUACGAGGGCGCCCGACAGGAGAGCCAGCAUGUGGUACGUUGUGCAUCAACUG